AUGUUCCUUCUUCCGGACAGAAGUGAGAGAAGCCGUCGCCAGAGCAAGGUGCUGGCUAACACUUGCAGUCCGUCGUGGAAUCAAAGCCUGGUGUACAAAAACGUGACCACGGGGCAGCUGAGCGAAAAGAUUUUGGAAAUAACAGUUUGGGAUUACGAGAAAUACGGCUCAAACGAAUUUCUUGGUGAGGUAUAG
This is a messenger RNA of Soboliphyme baturini, 195 nucleotides long. The record is from the annotation of a GenBank genome assembly. NCBI's taxonomy places the organism in Eukaryota, Metazoa, Nematoda, Enoplea, Dioctophymatida, Soboliphymatidae.